Molecule: messenger RNA, 869 nt
Organism: Papilio machaon (common yellow swallowtail)
Lineage: Eukaryota; Metazoa; Arthropoda; Insecta; Lepidoptera; Papilionidae
Product: THAP domain-containing protein 1
Exons: 3
Coding region: 68-817 (249 amino acids)
Molecular function (GO): sequence-specific DNA binding
Source: RefSeq, a predicted model, not a curated record
AUUGAUCCGUUCGUACGUGUUUGCGACGAAAAUAUGCUCUAAAUAUUGACGUUUUUAUUAUUUAACAAUGUCGUCUUGUGCUAUAUUAUGGUGCGGAAAAAACAGCAGAUUUUCCUGCACAAAAACCGACGAAGUCACUUUCCAUCGAUUCCCAAAAGACUCAACAAUAAAAAAGAAAUGGAUUGAAGCCACAAAACGGGAUAACUGGUAUCCUUCAAACUUUAGCGUUAUCUGUUCCCGUCAUUUCACUGAAGAUUGCUAUCAUGCGAAGAAACCUCGACGACGAUUGCUAGAUAAUGCGAUACCCACUCUAAAUUUGCCAGUUAUUACAUUCGAUUCAUUGAUAAAUGAACUUGAAUCCGAUCAACAUUUAAAAGCCUCGUCACACGCGCGCCGUGCGUCAGCGCAAGAACCGAUUUCUAUAAUGUUGCCAUUACAAGAAAGAGAUUCUCCCGAACCGGUAACAGAAGCACAAAUAGAUUACGAAGAAUUAUACAAAGAGAUAACUUCGUACAACGUUAAUAGGCUAUGUGAUCGUAUCAUUGAAUUAAAAGAAAGUGUCGACCGAAAAGAUUUGAAUGUACGACGUUUGAGAGAACAAGUACGUUAUUUUAAAAGACAAAUAGCAAUCAUGGAAAAAACGAUUAAAGAUUUAGACGAAAAAUGCAAUAUUAACGAAGAGAAUGAGAAUUUUAUAGUUAAAAUAACAAAUCCUGAGAACGGAGAUGUAUUAUAUAAGUAUGAUAUAACACAAGAUACAAAAAAGACGAAGAAAAGAAAUCGUAAAGUGAAACCAAAAAAAGAUGUAGUUAAGUAAAAAGAAAAAGUAUAACAAUGGAGGCUUUGUUUAAAGCAGGGAUUCCCAAAGU